CGCCAGUCGUCCUCGACGUGCAAAGUCGUUCUGUCGACGCCGAAGUCUCCUCGCUUACUCAUCCCUCCUUGCCUCGAGCGACACCACCAACCUCUCACUUUAAUCUUGCUCUCGAGGCUAGAAAAUGCCUGACGAGUACACCUCCACCAAACGGCGACACCGGGAGAAAGGUGAUGAAGAGAAGAAGAGCAAGAAGCGACACAAGCACCACGACGAUGACAAGGAGAGGAAGCACAAGUCUAAACGGAAACGCACGGACGAGGGGAAGUCUCACAUACGCGACGAUGACAUGGACGAGGACGUUUGGGUCGAGAAGAACAUCGACAUGGAAGGGGAACAGCCACUAGCAACUGACAUCCCUACUGCCGAGAGCCUGAAGCUGAAAUCAAACGUCAAUGACGUUCCCCCAGGCGCCGAAGUCCCUCCCAGCCGGCCUACCGAGUCCACCCUCAAGCGCGACGACUGGAUGCUUAUGGAGCCUGAGCAGCCCACAGUGCCUCAGCAAUCCUCCACUAUCCCCACCGCACAAGACGACUCUCUGACCGAUGGCUACGGCGAACCCUCAGGCAGCUCGCGCACUCUUGGCGGCGGCGUCGACUUCUUCUCCAGCCUCGGGACUGAACAUAGGAAGAAACCACCGCCGAAACCUCUGGAUGAGAAGCCUAAGAUCAGCUCCCGUGAACUCAACGCCGACAUGUUGCAGAACCCUCCACCGCCAGACGACAAUGAGCCCCCACCGCCGCCCAAGAAAAACGUUCCCGGUGGGCCCGGCUCUUCCUGGCGCAUGAUGCGCCUACGCAAGGUCUACGAGGCUGCGGAAGAGGAUGGCCUGUCUAUCGAGGCCGUUGCCAUCGACCGCUUCGGUAGCCUUGAAGCGUUCGAAGAGGCAAAGGAGGAGCGGAGGAUUCUGGACGAGCGCGAGGGGCGGCGGUCUCAGCAAGGAUACGGCUCCCAGCAGGGCAACGGCUCGCAGCGGGGAUACGGCUCGCAAGGACGGCAGGGCUCAGGCGUGCAAGGCGGCGGCCCGAAGGGCAUGAUGUUCAACGACCUGCCAUUGAGCGGUGCCUCAAGCCGGAGCUCAUCCUUCCGCAAGCCAGGACAGGAUAGCAGCGUCCCUGGCACGCCUUCGCCACCCGCGAAUCGGCGCCUCGACUCCCUCCGGCUACCUUCCCAAGCAGGCUCGAAGCUCGCGCAGUCGCACACGCCGAUUCCGAGCGUCAUGACACCGCCGGUAGGCGUUGGGAGGAGUGGGAGCAGUGGCGGUGGAAGCCGCGCAGGAGGGAAGCGCGCGAUGUCGCCGUCGUCGCUCAACAAACUGCAAGCAAAGGUGUUGCGGGCGAAGUUGAUGGGGUCGCCGGACGCGGAGGCGCUGGAGAAGGAGUACGAGGCGGAGCAAGCAAGGGCAAACGGCGCGGAUGACGGCGACGACGGUGGCCAAAGCUCAGGCGUACGCACUCAGGUCGAGGUGCUACCCACGCUGGACGGGCGCGGUCGGUUGUAUGAUGUGGGUUUGGGCAGGGAGGAGCCCGAAGCGGAGAAGAAGUCGGGGAAUAGAAAGAAGAAAGAGAAGAUAGAGACCAGAGAUCCCAAGACGGGCGAACUUAUCAGGAUCAACGCGGACGAUGAUGAGCUCACGUUGGGCGAGAUGUUGCGGCAGGAGCGCUUCGGUGCCGGCCAGGCUGACCAGAAGGACCUUGACGCGCAAUUCGCCCGCGCCAUCAUGACUGACGGCAAGUUCGAGAACGACCUCGACUACAUCGACGACAACGCCGAGAAGCUAGGGCGCCAAAAGAUGCGCACCGACGCCAUGAAGCGCCAGUUCGCCAUCCACGACUACAAGAAGACGCAGCAGGUCCUCUCCUCCUGCAUCUACUGCUAUGGCGCGGACGACUCGCCCCCGAAGGCGCCCGUCGUCGCAAUGGGCACGCGCGCGUAUCUGGCGUGUACAACGAGCGAGGAGUUGGUGCCGGGGCAUUGUCUAAUUGUGCCGAUUCAGCAUCAUUUGAAUAUGCUGGAGGCGGACGACGAUGUGUGGGAUGAGGUGAAGAACUUCAUGAAGUGCCUAAUGCGCAUGUUCGCCGAAGAGGACAAGGGUGUUGUGUUCUACGAGACCGUCAUCUCGCUCAAAUGGCAAGCGCACACCGUCAUUGAGUGCGUCCCUCUGCCCUGGGAGCAGUUCGAGGUCAUUCCGGGAUACUUCAAGGAAUCCAUCCUCGCCUCCGAAGCCGAAUGGUCUCAACACAAGAAGCUCAUCGACUUCUCUGCUCGCCCGGGUGGCUUCCGGCGCGCCAUGGUGCCCAACCUGCCCUAUUUCGCUAUCCAGUUCGAUUACAAGGGCGAGAAAGGGUAUGGGCACGUCAUCGAAGGCGGGGCGACGGCAGACGGCGACGAGGAGGGCGUGGAAGAGGGGGAGAAGGGGGGUGGGGAGUUCCCGAAAUACUUCGCUGGGGAGAUCAUCGGAAACGUCCUUGAUCUUGAGCCGAGGAAGUGGAGGAGGCCGAAACGGAUUGACUUUCACAGCAAUAAGCAGAGGGUGGCGCAGUUCAAGCAGAAGUACGACCAGUUCGAUUGGACGCCGAUGAUCGGGCAGUCUUGAAGCGUUGUGUCAUUUUGACCACCACAUCUAUGUGUAUAAUACAUGCCGCAGCUACACACUCAUACGAUGGUUGUGUAGGGAUUGCCAGUCGUAUCGUUGCUCAAGAGUUACACCGUCCA
This is a messenger RNA of Schizophyllum commune H4-8, 2715 nucleotides long. RefSeq lists its product as uncharacterized. Lineage: Eukaryota; Fungi; Basidiomycota; Agaricomycetes; Agaricales; Schizophyllaceae. Gene Ontology annotation, biological process: mRNA splicing, via spliceosome. The record is from RefSeq and is a predicted model, not a curated record. Gene Ontology annotation, cellular component: post-mRNA release spliceosomal complex. The transcript has 8 exons. The coding region runs from base 125 to 2596 and encodes 823 amino acids.